Messenger RNA from Pantherophis guttatus, 799 nucleotides. It is a transcript of the gene NEDD8, whose product is annotated as NEDD8 ubiquitin like modifier. The record is from RefSeq and is a predicted model, not a curated record. Gene Ontology annotation, molecular function: protein binding. NCBI's taxonomy places the organism in Eukaryota, Metazoa, Chordata, Lepidosauria, Squamata, Colubridae.
CUCCUUUGGCUUUGAAUGAAGGAGCAAAAGACAGGAAGUGACGUCACCGGAGACCGGAAACAAUUCUUCGGGAGCGCCGGCGAAGCCAGUUCCGCUUCCGAGGUCGGAGGUUGGGCGUCGCUGAGAGAGGCACCGGGACGGGCGAGCGAAGCGAACGAAGCGGCCAGGAUGUUAAUCAAAGUGAAGACGCUGACCGGGAAAGAGAUAGAGAUUGAUAUCGAACCGACGGACAAGGUGGAAAGAAUAAAAGAGCGGGUGGAAGAAAAGGAAGGCAUCCCGCCGCAACAGCAGCGACUCAUCUACAGCGGCAAGCAAAUGAACGAUGAGAAAACAGCCGCCGACUACAAGAUCCAGGGCGGCUCCGUCCUUCACUUGGUUCUAGCCCUGCGUGGAGGUCUGCGAUGAUGGCGCCCCCGGCACCCGCCGCGCCACCCCACCUUUCCCUAAAGCCCCCGGAUGUGGGUGAGCCUCACCCCCCUCCCCACUCGAGGCGUCGUGGGAGGCCCGUCGGGUUCGAGCGCAUCCCGCCGCUUUCCGUCUCUCCCGAAUCCCAGGAGGGGAACUGCCUGACACCGCCGCCUCCCCGGAAGUCUCUUCCUUUGCAAGUUGUCUUUGGGAGAGGUUUGGGGGGGGAGGGAUUGUGUUUUGGGGGAACGGGGUGCUCUUUUAAGUUAUCGGGGUGCAGCCUCCGUCUCGCUGCAUGUGCUGGUUUUUGCCACCCGGGUCCCCAAGUGUCUUUCCCCACUAUCCUCGUCAUUUCGUGGCUAAUAAAUGUUCAAUAAACGUUUCACAAUCUUCA